AAAUCUCGGGGAAAUCUCGCGAGAAUAAAGGCCAUUUGGAGACGUGCGAGGCGAUAAAUAAACAUAUAAAUACGAAGCGUUCAUGUUUGGCUACGAUUUGAAAGUUUUUUGGUUAUUUCCGCUUUUUUUACUAUUUUCUCUCUCUUAUUUCGCCAUGUCUUCAAAAUACGCAUCGGUAGAUUUUGAAGUUUUCGGCAAUGUUCAGGGUGUGUGCUUCAGAAUGUACACAGAGGAUCAGGCAAAAAAGCUGGGCGUGAACGGCUGGGUGAAGAACACCAGGCAGGGCACCGUCAUCGGCCAGGUCCAGGGACAUCCGGAGAAAGUCAAUGAGAUGAAGCAAUGGCUGAGAAACGUCGGCAGUCCCAGCUCUCGUAUUGACCGUGCUGAGUUCACUAACGAGAGGGACAUUUCUAAACUGGAGGUCCGCGGAUUCGGCACUCGUUAUUGAAUUCGGCCUCCCAGACGACGGCUCCUUAACCUUUUCAGAAAGUAUCCAUGAAGAAUUCAGUCACACCGUCCUCCCUGCUGAGUCACCUUCAUUACAGACUGUUUCACACCAUGAACUUUAUCUCUAAGUCCACAAAGUUAUUUAACCAAAACCUUAACUACUACACAAUGAAUCCAUAUAUAUAUUUAUACUGUAUAUUAGUCGAUUUGAAGUAUGUAUAAAACUAUAAUACAAAGAUUUACAAAUUAAAGAGGCUAUUUGUAUUUUAUGUUUAUUAUUUAUUUACUUAUAUACUGAAUUUGUUUAAUAGCACAGAAUUGGCAAAUGAUUAUUUGCCUUUUAACAAACCCCUUGGAAUUAAAUCAUUAUACUGAAA
Tachysurus fulvidraco (yellow catfish) is the source of this 824-nucleotide messenger RNA. It is a transcript of the gene acyp2, whose product is annotated as acylphosphatase 2, muscle type. The coding region runs from base 83 to 448 and encodes 121 amino acids. Gene Ontology annotation, molecular function: acylphosphatase activity. The record is from RefSeq and is a predicted model, not a curated record. Lineage: Eukaryota; Metazoa; Chordata; Actinopteri; Siluriformes; Bagridae. The transcript has 4 exons.